Messenger RNA from Brugia malayi, 4230 nucleotides. RefSeq lists its product as uncharacterized. The record is from RefSeq and is a predicted model, not a curated record. NCBI's taxonomy places the organism in Eukaryota, Metazoa, Nematoda, Chromadorea, Rhabditida, Onchocercidae. The transcript is spliced from 6 exons. Bases 1 to 4230 code for a protein of 1409 amino acids.
AUGUUUCGCCUUGUUCGACGUCAUGGCGAUGUUGAUAUUGUGGUAUUGGUACAUUGUGAUGGACCCCUUCGAUUGGCAAAUAGAUCAACAAGCAAGUUCUCGAAAGGAACGAACACCAGGCUUAGCUUAGGCUUAGGCUUAGGCUUAGGCUUAGGCUUAGGCUUAGGCUUAGGCUUAGUAGGCUUAGGCUUAGGCUUAGGCUUAGGCUUAGGCUUAGGCUUAGGCUUAGGCUUAGGCUUAGGCUUAGGGCUUAGGCUUAGGCUUAGCUUAGGCUUAGGCUUAGGCUUAGGCUUAGGCUUAGGCUUAGGCUUAGGCUUAGGCUUAGGCUUAGGCUUAGGCUUAGGCUUAGGCUUAGGCUUAGGCUUAGGCUUAGGCUUAGGCUUAGGCUUAGGCUUAGGCUUAGGCUUAGGCUUAGGCUUAGGCUUAGGCUUAGGCUUAGGCUUAGGCUUAGGCUUAGGCUUAGGCUUAGGCUUAGGCUUAGGCUUAGGCUUAGGCUUAGGCUUAGGCUUAGGCUUAGGCUUAGGCUUAGGCUUAGGCUUAGGCUUAGGCCUAGGCUUAGGCUUAGGCCUAGGCUUAGGCUUAGGCUUAGGCUUAGGCUUAGGCUUAGGCUUAGGCUUAGGCUUAGGCUUAGGCUUAGGCUUAGGCUUAGGCUUAGGCUUAGGCUUAGGCUUAGGCUUAGGCUUAGGCUUAGGCUUAGGCUUAGGCUUAGGCUUAGGCUUAGGCUUAGGCUUAGGCUUAGGCUUAGGCUUAGGCUUAGGCUUAGGCUUAGGCUUAGGCUUAGGCUUAGGCUUAGGCUUAGGCUUAGGCUUAGGCUUAGGCUUAGGCUUAGGCUUAGGCUUAGGCUUAGGCUUAGGCUUAGGCUUAGGCUUAGGCUUAGGCUUAGGCUUAGGCUUAGGCUUAGGCUUAGGCUUAGGCUUAGGCUUAGGCUUAGGCUUAGGCUUAGGCUUAGGCUUAGGCUUAGGCUUAGGCUUAGGCUUAGGCUUAGGCUUAGGCUUAGGCUUAGGCUUAGGCUUAGGCUUAGGCUUAGGCUUAGGCUUAGGCUUAGGCUUAGGCUUAGGCUUAGGCUUAGGCUUAGGCUUAGGCUUAGGCUUAGGCUUAGGCUUAGGCUUAGGCUUAGGCUUAGGCUUAGGCUUAGGCUUAGGCUUAGGCUUAGGCUUAGGCUUAGGCUUAGGCUUAGGCUUAGGCUUAGGCUUAGGCUUAGGCUUAGGCUUAGGCUUAGGCUUAGGCUUAGGCUUAGGCUUAGGCUUAGGCUUAGGCUUAGGCUUAGGCUUAGGCUUAGGCUUAGGCUUAGGCUUAGGCUUAGGCUUAGGCUUAGGCUUAGGCUUAGGCUUAGGCUUAGGCUUAGGCUUAGGCUUAGGCUUAGGCUUAGGCUUAGGCUUAGGCUUAGGCUUAGGCUUAGGCUUAGGCUUAGGCUUAGGCUUAGGCUUAGGCUUAGGCUUAGGCUUAGGCUUAGGCUUAGGCUUAGGCUUAGGCUUAGGCUUAGGCUUAGGCUUAGGCUUAGGCUUAGGCUUAGGCUUAGGCUUAGGCUUAGGCUUAGGCUUAGGCUUAGGCUUAGGCUUAGGCUUAGGCUUAGGCUUAGGCUUAGGCUUAGGCUUAGGCUUAGGCUUAGGCUUAGGCUUAGGCUUAGGCUUAGGCUUAGGCUUAGGCUUAGGCUUAGGCUUAGGCUUAGGCUUAGGCUUAGGCUUAGGCUUAGGCUUAGGCUUAGGCUUAGGCUUAGGCUUAGGCUUAGGCUUAGGCUUAGGCUUAGGCUUAGGCUUAGGCUUAGGCUUAGGCUUAGGCUUAGGCUUAGGCUUAGGCUUAGGCUUAGGCUUAGGCUUAGGCUUAGGCUUAGGCUUAGGCUUAGGCUUAGGCUUAGGCUUAGGCUUAGGCUUAGGCUUAGGCUUAGGCUUAGGCUUAGGCUUAGGCUUAGGCUUAGGCUUAGGCUUAGGCUUAGGCUUAGGCUUAGGCUUAGGCUUAGGCUUAGGCUUAGGCUUAGGCUUAGGCUUAGGCUUAGGCUUAGGCUUAGGCUUAGGCUUAGGCUUAGGCUUAGGCUUAGGCUUAGGCUUAGGCUUAGGCUUAGGCUUAGGCUUAGGCUUAGGCUUAGGCUUAGGCUUAGGCUUAGGCUUAGGCUUAGGCUUAGGCUUAGGCUUAGGCUUAGGCUUAGGCUUAGGCUUAGGCUUAGGCUUAGGCUUAGGCUUAGGCUUAGGCUUAGGCUUAGGCUUAGGCUUAGGCUUAGGCUUAGGCUUAGGCUUAGGCUUAGGCUUAGGCUUAGGCUUAGGCUUAGGCUUAGGCUUAGGCUUAGGCUUAGGCUUAGGCUUAGGCUUAGGCUUAGGCUUAGGCUUAGGCUUAGGCUUAGGCUUAGGCUUAGGCUUAGGCUUAGGCUUAGGCUUAGGCUUAGGCUUAGGCUUAGGCUUAGGCUUAGGCUUAGGCUUAGGCUUAGGCUUAGGCUUAGGCUUAGGCUUAGGCUUAGGCUUAGGCUUAGGCUUAGGCUUAGGCUUAGGCUUAGGCUUAGGCUUAGGCUUAGGCUUAGGCUUAGGCUUAGGCUUAGGCUUAGGCUUAGGCUUAGGCUUAGGCUUAGGCUUAGGCUUAGGCUUAGGCUUAGGCUUAGGCUUAGGCUUAGGCUUAGGCUUAGGCUUAGGCUUAGGCUUAGGCUUAGGCUUAGGCUUAGGCUUAGGCUUAGGCUUAGGCUUAGGCUUAGGCUUAGGCUUAGGCUUAGGCUUAGGCUUAGGCUUAGGCUUAGGCUUAGGCUUAGGCUUAGGCUUAGGCUUAGGCUUAGGCUUAGGCUUAGGCUUAGGCUUAGGCUUAGGCUUAGGCUUAGGCUUAGGCUUAGGCUUAGGCUUAGGCUUAGGCUUAGGCUUAGGCUUAGGCUUAGGCUUAGGCUUAGGCUUAGGCUUAGGCUUAGGCUUAGGCUUAGGCUUAGGCUUAGGCUUAGGCUUAGGCUUAGGCUUAGGCUUAGGCUUAGGCUUAGGCUUAGGCUUAGGCUUAGGCUUAGGCUUAGGCUUAGGCUUAGGCUUAGGCUUAGGCUUAGGCUUAGGCUUAGGCUUAGGCUUAGGCUUAGGCUUAGGCUUAGGCUUAGGCUUAGGCUUAGGCUUAGGCUUAGGCUUAGGCUUAGGCUUAGGCUUAGGCUUAGGCUUAGGCUUAGGCUUAGGCUUAGGCUUAGGCUUAGGCUUAGGCUUAGGCUUAGGCUUAGGCUUAGGCUUAGGCUUAGGCUUAGGCUUAGGCUUAGGCUUAGGCUUAGGCUUAGGCUUAGGCUUAGGCUUAGGCUUAGGCUUAGGCUUAGGCUUAGGCUUAGGCUUAGGCUUAGGCUUAGGCUUAGGCUUAGGCUUAGGCUUAGGCUUAGGCUUAGGCUUAGGCUUAGGCUUAGGCUUAGGCUUAGGCUUAGGCUUAGGCUUAGGCUUAGGCUUAGGCUUAGGCUUAGGCUUAGGCUUAGGCUUAGGCUUAGGCUUAGGCUUAGGCUUAGGCUUAGGCUUAGGCUUAGGCUUAGGCUUAGGCUUAGGCUUAGGCUUAGGCUUAGGCUUAGGCUUAGGCUUAGGCUUAGGCUUAGGCUUAGGCUUAGGCUUAGGCUUAGGCUUAGGCUUAGGCUUAGGCUUAGGCUUAGGCUUAGGCUUAGGCUUAGGCUUAGGCUUAGGCUUAGGCUUAGGCUUAGGCUUAGGCUUAGGCUUAGGCUUAGGCUUAGGCUUAGGCUUAGGCUUAGGCUUAGGCUUAGGCUUAGGCUUAGGCUUAGGCUUAGGCUUAGGCUUAGGCUUAGGCUUAGGCUUAGGCUUAGGCUUAGGCUUAGGCUUAGGCUUAGGCUUAGGCUUAGGCUUAGGCUUAGGCUUAGGCUUAGGCUUAGGCUUAGGCUUAGGCUUAGGCUUAGGCUUAGGCUUAGGCUUAGGCUUAGGCUUAGGCUUAGGCUUAGGCUUAGGCUUAGGCUUAGGCUUAGGCUUAGGCUUAGGCUUAGGCUUAGGCUUAGGCUUAGGCUUAGGCUUAGGCUUAGGCUUAGGCUUAGGCUUAGGCUUAGGCUUAGGCUUAGGCUUAGGCUUAGGCUUAGGCUUAGGCUUAGGCUUAGGCUUAGGCUUAGGCUUAGGCUUAGGCUUAGGCUUAGGCUUAGGCUUAGGCUUAGGCUUAGGCUUAGGCUUAGGCUUAGGCUUAGGCUUAGGCUUAGGCUUAGGCUUAGGCUUAGGCUUAGGCUUAGGCUUAGGCUUAGGCUUAGGCUUAGGCUUAGGCUUAGGCUUAGGCUUAGGCUUAGGCUUAGGCUUAGGCUUAGCUUAG